Molecule: messenger RNA, 1509 nt
Organism: Aspergillus oryzae RIB40
Lineage: Eukaryota; Fungi; Ascomycota; Eurotiomycetes; Eurotiales; Aspergillaceae
Product: arrestin (or S-antigen), N-terminal domain protein
Exons: 6
Coding region: 1-1509 (502 amino acids)
Biological process (GO): ubiquitin-dependent endocytosis
Cellular component (GO): cytoplasm; plasma membrane; cytosol
Molecular function (GO): protein-macromolecule adaptor activity; ubiquitin protein ligase binding
Source: RefSeq, a predicted model, not a curated record
AUGUCUGCAACCCUCUACAUCGACAGGCCGCACACGCACUUCACCAACCUCGAUUUUCUCACGGGCAAGGUUGUGGUAAAACUGACUUCGGAGACUCAAAUAAGUGGGAUCCAAGUUAAACUGGAAGGAGAAAGUCGAACCCGCCUCUCGGGACCGCGACAUCCGCACCAUGAGCAAUCUGAUAAAAAGCGCACCGAGAUUGAGGUUCAUAAGAUCUUAUACAAAGUCCUCAAUCUCUUCCCAACCCCGGCUGUCUUCAAUGAGAACACUCCGAAUACUGUUUGGACUUUUGCUGCGGGGACUUACGAGUAUCCCUUUCAGUUCAAGUUUCCCUUCAACAAUGCAUGUAGCUUUCAGAAUAGCAUGCUCACCAAUCUCAACAUUAGUGGUCUCAAAGUUGAGGUAGCUCGCGAUACACAUCGACAUGUAAAGAAAACACUGCCUCCAUCAUUGAGUAGCUUCCCUCAAAUGGCAGACAUCAAAUAUUACGUCAAAGCGACAGUAGUUAGGCCGCAGUUCUACAAGGAAAAUAUAAGGACGAUUACCAACAUAAACUUUCUUCCCAUCGAACCACCGAGGACGGGCAAUCCGGGUGAAGAAACAUAUGCACGACGUCAACAUGGAUUUGCGAAAUCCCCCAGCACAUCAAAGAUGAAGAGUUUGUUCCAAAAAGGCUCCAGUUCGUCUCUCCGAGAUUCUUCCGGUGACUCGCCUCGCGUAUCCGCAGAUAUCAGACUACCAAAUCCCUCGAUACUUACAUGUAACGAACCAAUCCCGCUACGUAUCCUUGUCAGCAAAACUUCGGAGUCAUUUGAAACGAUAUUCUUGCAGACACUGCAAAUUGAGUUAAUCGCCUAUACCAAAAUUCUUGCCCAUGAUCUAAAACGGAAUGAAACAAACACUUCAGUCAUCUUCAGCCGCAGUAAUAUGGCCAUUCCACUUGGGAGAGGAGGCGAUCCAGUCGGCACUGAAUGGACUAUCGAUGCUAGUAUGUGGAGCCACAUACCUCUCCCGAGCUCGGUGGCACCAACCUUUGAAACCUGCAAUAUCUCGAGGACAUAUGAGUUAGAAGUGCGGGUUGGUUUGAGUCAUGGCACUGUCGGCAAUAUGAAACCCCAACUCAUUGUACUGCCGUUACGGAUGCCUGUCAAAGUUUACUCUGGAAUCUCCCCGCCUCAGGCGCUUCUGGACGCCAUGGCUGAAAACGGGCACAUUCAACCAACAGUUUCCCCUACCAAACCAAGCCGACCUUCUCAGGAAACCAGCGCACCGCCUCCGAUGCCCCCAAGGCCUACUAGACCUCCCGCACCUCUAAAUCCAGAGGAUGGUUAUGACGACGCACCCCCGAGUUACGAAGACGCAAUGGCUGAAACUCUGAGUCCUGUGGAUGGCCCCCGUCGCGAACCGGGUCUCCCCCUACAUCCCCCGUCGCACGGCAACAAAGUGUGCUCAAGAUUCACAAACUCGCGGCUCUUCAGGAAGACAGUCCACCUCAAUAUCAGCCUGUAG